AUGGAUCAAGGCAACGAUCCCACCCAAGCCAAUGCUGUCCCAGACGGCGCCAAUCAAGGCAACACCGGAGGCAACCAACCUGCUGCAGCAAAUCAACCUGCUGCUGCGAACCAACCUGCUGCUGCCGCAGCCAACCAACCAGCUGCCGCGGCCGAUCCACAACAACAACAACAAAUGAUCGCCCAACUGAUUGCCCAAAACACCAUGUUAGUCAACCAAUUAACCAACUUCAUGACACAAAUGCAGCAACCGGCGCAGCAACCCGUCAUCAUCGUGGACCUACAUCAAACUGGUUCUGCCUACAACUUGGCCCAACGCAAUGGGUUGGCGGCCUUUCAAGAAGCUUCUGCCGCCCUUUUGCACAAAUAUGAUGGGUCCAACGCAACCUACCCAAAUUUCCUUAAUGCUCUCCAACAACGAGCUGCACAAUGUUUUUGGGACGCGGUUGCUAAUUCAGGUGGGAUCACUACGUAUGGUGGAAAAGAUCUGUUCACCCAAAUUAAUGACAUCACUGAACAGGAACUCAGGAACGCCUACGCUGCAAGACAGAACGACAGAGCAAAGCAAAAAUCUCUGGCACUUUACAAAUGUUGGGAUAUGACAAAAUAUGAGUUUUUACGUUCCAAAAGAAACUAUUUAAGGAAUAAUGCAAGAUGUCCCAAUCCUCACAUUGUGGAGGAAUUUGAGCGAUUCAAAGGAGAGCCAACAAUAGCCAAAGCUCAGUCCAAGUUUAAGGAUCGACUCGCAUCCACUCCAGCGAACCUGAAAGGUGCCAAGGCACACGAUUCUCCCGAGAACCUCAAUCCAAGCAAUGAACCCAUGGAAUUUGUUGAAAUCGUUUGGCAUGCCUUGACAACGGCGUUUC
Messenger RNA from Cylindrotheca closterium, 865 nucleotides. Lineage: Eukaryota; Bacillariophyta; Bacillariophyceae; Bacillariales; Bacillariaceae. The record is from the annotation of a GenBank genome assembly.